UUGGCCUGUCGUCUACUUUUUCUUGUUAGAUUAGUUAGCGUCGAAACCCUGGUGGCUUUUGCAUGUUGUUCGGCUCUCGGGGUAGUGUCGCCGCAGUCAUGGACGAAGAUUACUUCGGGAGCGCGGCUGAGUGGGGAGAAGAUGCCGACGGCGCCCAGCAGGAUGAUGAUUAUGGAGAAGGAGAAGAUGAUGCAGAAGUCCAACAAGAAUGUUUGCACAAAUUUUCCACCCGGGAUUAUAUAAUGGAGCCUUCCAUAUUCAACACACUCAAAAGGUAUUUUCAGGCAGGAGGCUCUCCAGAAAAUGUAAUCCAACUCUUAUCAGAGAACUAUACUGCUGUGGCCCAGACUGUAAACCUAUUGGCUGAGUGGCUCAUUCAGACAGGUGUUGAGCCAGUUCAAGUUCAGGAAACUGUAGAAAAUCACUUGAAGAGUCUAUUGAUCAAACACUUUGACCCCCGAAAAGCAGAUUCUAUCUUUACUGAAGAAGGAGAGACACCAGCAUGGCUUGAACAAAUGAUUGCGCAUACUACCUGGAGGGAUUUGUUUUACAAAUUAGCCGAAGCACAUCCAGACUGUCUUAUGCUUAAUUUUACUGUGAAGCUUAUUUCUGAUGCAGGAUAUCAAGGAGAGAUAACCAGCGUAUCCACUGCUUGCCAACAAUUAGAGGUCUUUUCUCGAGUACUCCGUACUUCUCUGGCUACAAUUUUAGAUGGAGGAGAAGAAAACCUUGAAAAAAAUCUCCCUGAGUUUGCUAAAAUGCUAUGCCAUGGAGAGCAUACCUAUCUCUUCGCCCAGUCAAUGAUGUCUAUAUUGGCCCAAGAAGAACAAGGAGGGUCUGCUGUGCGUAGAAUAGCUCAAGAAGUUCAACGAUUUGCUCAUGAAAAAGGCCAUGAUGCAAGUCAGAUCACACUUGCAUUAGGUACAGCGGCUUCAUACCCCAGGGCUUGUCAGGCUCUUGGUGCCAUGUUAUCAAAAGGAGCUUUGAAUCCAGCUGACAUUACAGUCCUGUUUAAGAUGUUUACAAGCAUGGACCCACCUCCUGUUGAAUUGAUACGGGUUCCAGCUUUCUUGGAUCUAUUUAUGCAGUCACUCUUUAAACCUGGGGCCAAGAUCAAUCAAGACCAUAAACACAAGUACAUCCACAUAUUGGCCUAUGCAGCUAGUGUGGUGGAGACCUGGAAAAAGAACAAGAGAGUGAGCAUCAAUAAAGAUGAAUUGAAGUCAACUUCUAAAGCUGUUGAAACUGUUCACAAUUUAUGUUGCAAUGAGAACAAAGGUGCCUCUGAAUUAGUGGCUGAGUUGAGUACACUUUAUCAGUGCAUCAGGUUUCCAGUGGUGGCAAUGGGUGUACUAAAGUGGGUGGACUGGACAGUGUCAGAACCACGCUAUUUUCAGCUCCAGACUGAUCAUACACCAGUACAUUUAGCCUUACUAGAUGAGAUUAGCACCUGCCACCAGCUCCUCCAUCCCCAAGUCCUGCAAUUGUUGGUUAAAUUAUUUGAGACAGAGCACUCCCAACUGGAUGUAAUGGAACAGCUUGAAUUGAAGAAAACCCUGCUGGACAGAAUGGUUCAUCUGCUGAGUCGAGGUUAUGUAUUGCCCGUCGUCAGUUACAUCCGAAAGUGUUUGGAGAAGUUGGACACCGACAUCUCCCUCAUCCGCUAUUUUGUCACUGAGGUCUUGGAUGUGAUUGCUCCUCCCUACACUUCUGACUUUGUGCAGCUCUUUCUUCCUAUUCUAGAGAAUGACAGCAUUGCAGGUACCAUUAAAACAGAAGGAGAACAUGAUCCCGUGACAGAGUUCAUAGCCCACUGCAAGUCUAACUUCAUUAUGGUAAACUGAAUCAGUCUGCUGCUGAAUCAAAGGUUUCAAUAAGACAUUUCUAGGUGGAACUCAAGAAGUUGUGAGGACCAUGACCUGAACUUCUGGUGGAAAAGACUUUUUACUGACCCUAUGGGUUAUUUUAAAUGUGUGGAAUAUCCAUCUAAAGAGUUAUUAAAUAAAAUUUGGAAGGACUUAA
Messenger RNA from Gracilinanus agilis (Agile Gracile Mouse Opossum), 2022 nucleotides. It is a transcript of the gene NELFCD, whose product is annotated as negative elongation factor complex member C/D. Gene Ontology annotation, biological process: negative regulation of transcription elongation by RNA polymerase II. Gene Ontology annotation, cellular component: NELF complex; nucleus. Gene Ontology annotation, molecular function: RNA binding. NCBI's taxonomy places the organism in Eukaryota, Metazoa, Chordata, Mammalia, Didelphimorphia, Didelphidae. The record is from RefSeq and is a predicted model, not a curated record. The transcript is spliced from 15 exons. The coding region runs from base 63 to 1844 and encodes 593 amino acids.